AUGUCGGCCCCUCGACAACAUGUGAAGAACCAACAUGCCAGAGGAUCCCAGCUGAGGAUCAUUCUAGUGGGCAAAACAGGCACAGGCAAGAGUGCCACCAGGAACAGCAUCCUGGGGAAGCAAGCGUUUGAGUCGCGACAGGGUGCCUGGACCUUGACUACUCUAUGUACCUCAGGAAACUCAGAUUGGGAUAAGUGUGUGGUGGAAGUCAUCAACACCCCAGACCUGUUCAGUGCCAAAGACACAGAGACAGAGCCAGGGUGUGGGGAGAGAGGCCGCUGCUACCUGCUAUCAUCCCCAGGGCCCCACGCCCUGCUCCUGGUGACCCAGCUGGGCUGCUGCACCACCCAGGACCAGCAGGCCGUGCGGCGGCUGAGGGACAUGAUCGGUGACGGCGUGACGGCAUGCACGAUCUUGCUCUUCAUGCAGAAGGAGAACCUGGUAGGGGACUCACUGCAGGACCACGUGUGCUGCUUCGACAACCGCGUGCUGCAGGAGCUGGUGGCCGAGUGCGGGCGCUGCGCCUGCGCCUUUGACAACCGCGCCACUGGCUGGGAGCGGGAGGCCCAGGUGGCCGAGCUGAUGGCACUGGUGGAGCAGGUGGUUGGGGCCCACCGGGGCGCCCCCUACACCAACGACGUGUACCGCCUGGCACAGGCGCUGGGCAGCACGCACCCCAAGGAGUGGUUCCGCAGGGUGGUGGAGACCAUGGUCGCCUGCCUGCAGAGGCAGUGGGGGCACGGGCUGCUGGCCAUGCUGUGGGAAUGGAGGAGGGCACCCUGGAGCCGGGCCAGGCUGGGUGUGGCCGCCAUGCUGGGGCCCCUGGACCUGCUCUACCUGCUGCCCUCCAGGCACUGGCAGGACGCCUUGGGUGACGUCAAUCCUGACUGA
Diceros bicornis minor is the source of this 891-nucleotide messenger RNA. RefSeq names its product GTPase IMAP family member 1-like. Gene Ontology annotation, cellular component: endoplasmic reticulum. The transcript is spliced from 6 exons. NCBI's taxonomy places the organism in Eukaryota, Metazoa, Chordata, Mammalia, Perissodactyla, Rhinocerotidae. Bases 1 to 891 code for a protein of 296 amino acids. Gene Ontology annotation, molecular function: GTP binding. The record is from RefSeq and is a predicted model, not a curated record.